Molecule: messenger RNA, 1158 nt
Organism: Trypanosoma theileri
Lineage: Eukaryota; Euglenozoa; Kinetoplastea; Trypanosomatida; Trypanosomatidae
Product: aminoacylase
Exons: 1
Molecular function (GO): hydrolase activity
Source: RefSeq, a predicted model, not a curated record
CAGUGGCGCCGCUACAUCCAUGAAAACCCCUGCUUGAGUCACGAAGAACAACCGACAGCAGAUUAUGUUGCAGACAUACUCAGGAAAAUGCCAGCACCUCUUGAUAUCAAGCGAUUAACACCAACCAGUGUAAUCGCAGAUCUCCAGGGUGGUGCUGGAGAGGGUCCCAUGUACGCACUGCGUGCAGAUAUGGAUGCCCUGCCAUUACAGGAGGAAAGUGGAGAGCCCUUCAGUUCGAAAAAACCUGGUGUAAUGCAUGCCUGUGGUCAUGAUGCGCAUACUGCAAUGCUUCUUGGUGCUGUAAAGGUGCUUUGUCAAGUUAAGGACAAAAUUCGUGGCACUGUGCGGUUUAUCUUCCAACAUGCUGAGGAGGUUAUCCCAAGUGGUGCAAAGCAGUUGGUGGAGCUUGGUGUACUUGAUGGUGUGAAGAUGAUUUUUGGGCUUUCUGUUGAUGUUACAAAGCCAUCAGGUACUGUUCUCUCUAGAAGUGGAGUGAUGAUGAGCGCAUGCAACGACUUUGACAUUGUGAUCAAGGGUGCUGGUGGACACGCCUCUCAGCCUGAGCUCUGUAUUGACCCCAUUGUGAUUGGCGCCCAAGUUGUUACAAGUCUGCAGACCAUCGUCUCACGCCGCAUUGGUGCGCUGACAGCUCCUGUUCUGAGUGUGUCAACGUUCCACGGCGGCACUGGAAGCUACAAUGUGAUCCCCGACAGUGUACAUCUGCGCGGCACACUGCGGUGUCUGGACCGUGACGUUCAGGCACGUGUGCCUCGUAUGGUGGAGGAGAUCGUUGCUGGUGUUGCCAAGGCACACGGCGCCCAGCACGAAGUAACUUGGCUGGAGCCAAACAUUGUGACGUACAACGACCCAGCGGCGUAUGAAGUUGUGAAGUGUGUUGCGGAGCGUGUUGUUGGGAGUGCUUCGUUCGUGGCGCUGAAAACGGCAAUGAUGGGUGUCGCAGAUUUCUCGGAGUAUGCGGCAAAAACACCUGGAUGUCUUUUUUGGCUGGGAGUUAGAGAUAGUGGUAGCAGUUGCCAAAGUAACCAUAAUUACAGCUCUCGCUUUCACAUGAGCGAAGCAGCAAUGGAACAGGGAGUGAGGAUGCAUGUUGGAUUGAUAGCCAUGUUAUCCAUGUCUAGUGGAAAUUAUAGUGGGUAG